This is a messenger RNA of Puntigrus tetrazona (Sumatra barb), 1637 nucleotides long. Its product is annotated as probable G-protein coupled receptor 174. Gene Ontology annotation, molecular function: G protein-coupled receptor activity. The record is from RefSeq and is a predicted model, not a curated record. Gene Ontology annotation, cellular component: membrane. The transcript has 2 exons. Lineage: Eukaryota; Metazoa; Chordata; Actinopteri; Cypriniformes; Cyprinidae. Gene Ontology annotation, biological process: phospholipase C-activating G protein-coupled receptor signaling pathway; positive regulation of Rho protein signal transduction. The coding region runs from base 434 to 1504 and encodes 356 amino acids.
UCCCCCGCAGGAAACUACAGACAUUUAAUAAAUGAGUCAGUGUGAGCUGACAGAAACAGAAAGUACAAUGCCGAAGAUACAAGACAAAAUGAUUAAAACAAACAAAAAACCAAAUUAAUUAAACAAACAAAAAAACCAAACAAACAAAAAAACAUUUCAAAGGUGAUGUACUUUCAAAGCGAGAGGCUGGAGUGAAGUGGAUGCGAGAAGCAGGAGUUUAUCUGAGUUGGGUUAAGAGCACAUGUUGAUGUGUGCUGCUCUCAGAGAGACCUUCAUUUACCAGUGUCCAACUAGAACAUCUCUGCUGUUUUCUGAACCGGAAACACUGAACUACUCUCGAGUGCGUCGCGUGUGGAAGUAACAAUGUCAGGAGCCUAUUUCUGGGAUUUUCUCAAGAAUCUUUCAGGUAACCCCAAUUUGAGAAGCUAUUUUAAUGUUUCCUGAACACUUUGCCAUCUCAAAACUCCAGUGCUAUGCCAAGCUGAACCUUUGUGGACUCGAGUUACACGGGAGGAAGAUGAAUGCUUGCAUUAACACUAAUGAGCACCAAGACAACUCAAUUAAAGAAUAUCAGCAUCACAUCUACGCCAUCUUCUACAUGGUGAUCCUCAUUCCCGGGCUGAUCGGCAACGUUCUCGCACUCUGGGUUUUUUACGCCUACGUGAAGGAGACAAAGAAGGCUGUGAUAUUCAUGAUCAACCUGGCCAUCGCUGAUCUGCUGCAGGUGCUAUCGCUACCUCUGCGCAUUUACUACUAUUUAAACAACUCCUGGCCUUUCGGCGAUGCUGCCUGCCUGCUCUGUUUCUACCUGAAAUACGUCAAUAUGUACGCCAGCAUUUACUUCCUGGCUUGCAUCAGUGUGAGACGCUGCCGGCUCAUCAUCCAGCCGCUGCGCUGCGGGACCACCAAGAGACGGCGGGAGCGUGGCCUGUGUUUGAUCGGGUGGUUCGUCGUGUGUCUGGGAUGCCUUCCCUUCCCUCUUCUGAGACAACCAUCUCAAGCCAACGUCAACUCGACCUCGCUGUGCUUCGCCGAGCUGCCCAUGACGCCGCUCAGUAAGCUGCUGGGAGUGUCUCUGGUGACGUUCGCCGAGACGACGGGCUUCCUCCUGCCGCUGGUCAUCGUGGUCACCUGCUCGUGGCUGACGGCGGCCAGUCUGCGGCAGAAGACCUGUGUUCUGCAGGACACCGGAGAGAAGCACAAGGCGCUCAAGAUGGUGCUGAGCUGCGCCACUGUGUUCCUGGUGUGUUUCGUGCCCUAUCACAUCACUUUCCCUUUAGACGUCUUGGCCAAAUCCAACUGCGCUGUUAGCUCUGCUUUUAAGAAUGCCGUGCUCCACGUUCAUCCGGUCACUUUGUGUCUAGCCAGUCUGAACUGCUGUCUGGACCCGGUCAUGUACUACUUCACUACCGAUGAGUUCAAGCGGCGUCUGUCUAGGCCAGAUUUUCAAGAAAGCUUGCCGUUACAGCACAGAACUGCUUUCUUCACAAAUGCUACAGUCUAAACCAGACAGAGGAAGCGCAGGGGCGUUGUUCUAAGCCUUUCAUACGGAUAUACUCCCAACAUUUGUCAUGUGAAAUUCAGGAGAGAUCUUCAUUCUGCUCUUGAAGAUCCGGGAAUGGGUGAAAGGACUUGCA